Messenger RNA from Mesitornis unicolor (brown roatelo), 1264 nucleotides. Its product is annotated as kelch-like protein 13. The record is from RefSeq and is a predicted model, not a curated record. The annotation marks the transcript as partial. Gene Ontology annotation, cellular component: Cul3-RING ubiquitin ligase complex. The transcript has 4 exons. Gene Ontology annotation, biological process: regulation of cytokinesis; protein ubiquitination. Gene Ontology annotation, molecular function: cullin family protein binding; ubiquitin-protein transferase activity. Lineage: Eukaryota; Metazoa; Chordata; Aves; Mesitornithiformes; Mesitornithidae.
CUGGUGGAAGAGGAGGAUCCUCAUAUGAAAGUCUCUCUUGGUAGCAGCGAUAUGGGCGUCUCUGCCCACCUACAGUCCUCUAAGACAGGGACCACAAGAUUUUUCACCAGCAAUACUCACAGUUCUGUGGUAUUACAGGGUUUUGACCAACUGCGGGUGGAAGGGUUGCUGUGUGAUGUGACGCUCGUUCCAGGAGAUGGUGAUGAAGUGUUUCCUGUGCACAGAGCGAUGAUGGCUUCUGCAAGUGAUUACUUCAAGGCUAUGUUCACAGGAGGAAUGAAGGAACAGGAUUUAAUGUGCAUUAAGCUUCACGGUGUGAACAAAAUAGGCCUAAAGAAGAUUAUUGAUUUCAUUUAUACUGCAAAACUUUCCCUUAAUAUGGACAACCUUCAGGACACUCUGGAAGCUGCCAGUUUUUUGCAGAUUUUACCUGUUUUGGACUUCUGUAAAGUGUUUCUUAUCUCUGGGGUUUCGUUGGAAAACUGUGUUGAGGUUGGGCGAAUUGCCAACACGUACAAUCUCACAGAAGUGGAUAAAUACGUUAAUAAUUUCAUCCUGAAGAACUUCCCCGCAUUAUUAAGUACUGGUGAAUUUGUGAAACUCCCCUUUGAACGUCUUGCCUUUGUGCUUUCAAGUAAUAGCCUUAAGCACUGCACUGAACUCGAACUCUUCAAGGCGGCUUGUCGCUGGCUACGGUAUGAGGAGCCUCGGAUGGAGUACGCUGCAAAGCUGAUGAAGAACAUCAGGUUUCCGCUGAUGACGCCCCAGGAUCUCAUUAACUAUGUUCAAACGGUGGACUUCAUGAGAACCGACAACACCUGUGUGAACUUGCUGUUGGAAGCCAGCAAUUACCAAAUGAUGCCAUACAUGCAGCCGGUCAUGCAGUCGGAGAGAACUGCCAUUCGCUCGGACAGCACCCACUUGGUGACCUUGGGGGGAGUGCUGAGGCAGCAGCUGGUUGUCAGCAAGGAGUUACGGAUGUAUGACGAGAAGGCCCACGAGUGGAAGUCCUUAGCUCCCAUGGAUGCACCGAGGUACCAGCACGGCAUCGCCGUGAUCGGAAACUUCCUUUACGUAGUUGGAGGCCAGAGCAAUUACGACACGAAAGGAAAGACGGCGGUGGACACGGUGUUUAGGUUCGAUCCUCGCUACAACAAGUGGAUGCAAGUCGCAUCUUUAAACGAGAAGCGCACCUUCUUCCACCUAAGUGCCCUCAAAGGACAUUUGUAUGCAGUCGGUGGUCGGAACGCAGCGGGCGAGCUCG